ACCGCAUUCUUAAAUUUCCGGCUUUUUACUAAAAUUUAGAAUAUUGAUGAUGUUGGUAUCUUAAGGAUAUGAUAGUAUUAUUAAUCUGUAUAUAUACUCCAAAAACCGAAAGCAAAGCCGUCUCGUUUUCUAUCUUCAACCAAACCCACGAGCUUCGUUGAGUUCUUAUCUGAAAAAGUUAUCUCCUUUCGCCCGGGAAAAUGGCAAAGAGUUACUUCAAGCAAGAGCAUGAUCUUGAGAAGAGACGAGCAGAGGCUGCCAGGAUUAGGGAGAAAUAUCCUGAUAGGAUUCCGGUUAUCGUGGAGAAGGCGGAGAGAAGUGAUAUCCCAAGCAUCGACAAGAAAAAAUACCUUGUUCCGGCUGACCUGACAGUUGGGCAAUUUGUCUAUGUCAUUCGCAAAAGGAUUAAACUGAGUGCAGAAAAGGCAAUCUUUGUAUUUGUGGAUAAUGUUCUUCCACCAACAGGUGCAAUUAUGUCUGCUAUAUACGAGGAGAAGAAGGAUGAAGAUGGGUUUCUCUAUGUUACUUACAGCGGCGAAAACACAUUUGGGCAUUAGAAUCUACUGUUGAUAUUUAAGUUGCGUUUUUUCUUCAAGGUUUCGCCAUAUUUCAUAUGCUUCUUGUCGUCCAUGCAGGAUGAAUUACAAGAGCCUAGCAUAAGUGUAUAUAUAAUAUGUACAGCUUGAAACCCCAAACCAGUCGCAUUUUAAAAUUUCAUGCUGCUCGCUUUGGACGAUCA
This is a messenger RNA of Carya illinoinensis, 739 nucleotides long. Its product is annotated as autophagy-related protein 8f-like. Bases 201 to 557 code for a protein of 118 amino acids. The record is from RefSeq and is a predicted model, not a curated record. The transcript is spliced from 6 exons. Gene Ontology annotation, biological process: cellular response to nitrogen starvation. NCBI's taxonomy places the organism in Eukaryota, Viridiplantae, Streptophyta, Magnoliopsida, Fagales, Juglandaceae.